This is a messenger RNA of Nomascus leucogenys (northern white-cheeked gibbon), 1488 nucleotides long. RefSeq names its product putative POM121-like protein 1. NCBI's taxonomy places the organism in Eukaryota, Metazoa, Chordata, Mammalia, Primates, Hylobatidae. The record is from RefSeq and is a predicted model, not a curated record.
AUGGCACAGGUACCACAGCAAGCCCGUGCCUUGUGCUCCGAGUUCCAGGGCAUCCUCCAGCUCAGCCACUGCACUGAGCACAAGGACUCUCUGUGGGGCCCAGGAGCAGGAAGUCACCCCUUUGGGGCCCACAACACCCGGCCGUCCCCACACUUGUGUCCAGGGAAGAUAGUGUUGAGGGCCCUCAAGGAGAGCGGGGCAGGGAUGCCUGAGCAGGACAAGGACCCUAGAGUCCAAGAGAGUCCUGAUUAUCAGAGAAGAGUCCCCGAGGUCACCGGGGAUGCGUCUGAAUUUAGGCCCCUGCGGGACAAAGGAGGCCUCUCUCCCAUUGUGCCCAGGCCUGGGCCUGUGCAGAGAGACCUCCAUGCCCAGAGGUCAGAAGUCAGAAACAAUGAGAGAUCGCAGACCUCCUGGACGAGCUCGUGCACCAAACGCAAUGCCAUCUCGAGCUCCUACAGCUCCAUGGGAGGCUUCCCGUGGCUAAAGCGGAGGAGGGGGUCAGCCUCAUCCCACUGCCAGCUGACCAUCAGGUCCUCAAAGACAGCGAGUGAGGACAGGCCUCAGGCUGUCUCUUCGGGUCACACCCGGUAUGAAAAGGCAGCAGAUAUAGCACCAGGGCAGACACUCGCCCCCAGGAAUGGCUCCCCCAGAUCCCAGGCGUCUAGGCCCCGUAGACGCAAGUUUCCCCUGCGGCCACGCAGGCGAGGGGAGCCCCUGAUGCUGCCGCCUCCCUUAGAGCUGGGGUUCCGGGUCACUGCUGAAGACCUGGACCGGGAGAAGGAGGCUGCGUUCGAGCGCAUCAACAGUGUACUGCGGGGCGAGCCCAAGGCCAUCUGGGACUGCAGACCCUCAUGGCCUGCCCACACUUUGUCCUCACUUGCAACAGGGGCUUCUGGUCUGCCUGCUGUCUCUAAAGCACCCAGUAUGGAUGCACAGCAGGAGAGACACAAGUCCCAAGACUGCCUGGGCCCAGUGGCCCCCCUAACAUCUGCUGCAGAGGUCCCCUCCACAGCUCCUGUGUCUGGGAGGAAGCGCAGACCAUCAGGCUCCCUGUUCUCCUCCUCACAUCCCCUUCUUGCCACCUCUUCCCACUCCCGGGACUCAGCCCAGGUCACCUCGCUGAUUCCUGUCCCCUUCCUAGCUGCAAGCAUGGAUGUGGGCAUGAGAAGCCCAAGGCCUGGCACUUCUGGAGCCAGUUCUAGCCCUCCAGCCACACCCAUGGAAAUUGACAGUACAGAGGUGGGCCCAGGUCUGCAUUCUGGAGCCAGUUCUAGCCCUCCAGCCACACCCAUGGAAAUUGACAGUACAGAGGUGGGCCCAGGAAACCAUUUCAGUGCGUGUGUGUCUUUGUCCCCGCGCUGGCUGGCCUCUCUGUACCGUGAGAACUUGGGUUAUGCAAGGCUCUGCCUGUCAGCUGAGCAUCAUGAAGCAGCUCUCUUCUGUUCCAGUGAGGCCAACCAGGCUCCAACACCCCUGCCCCGGGCCUGA